AUGUCGAACUUGGCAAAGCUCGAAUUUGUUGCACUUGACAUCUCCGGAAAGAACUACCUUUCAUGGAUCAAUGAUGCUGAGGUUCAUCUUGAGGCUAUGAACCUAGGGGAAACCAUUAAGGAAGGCAAUGAGGCAUCCUCUGUGGAUCGAGCGAAAGCCAUGAUUUUUCUCAGACGCCACAUCCAUGAAGGAUUGAAGUGUGAAUACCUUAUUGUCAAGGAUCCUUUGGCCCUUUGGGGAAAUCUCAAGGAAAGAUAUGGCCAUCAGAGGACAGUUAUUCUUCCUAAGGCACGCCAUGAUUGGAUGCACUUGCGUCUACACGAUUUCAAAUCAGUGGCUGACUAUAAUUCUGCUAUGUUCAGAAUUUGCUCCAAGUUACGACUUUGUGGAGAGAAUAUAACUGAUGCAGACCUAUUGGAGAAAACUUUCACCACAUUUUAUGCCUCCAAUGUGGUUUUGCAACAACAAUAUCGAGAGCGAGGUUUCCAUAAGUAUUCAGACCUCAUAUCUUGUCUAUUUCUAGCUGAACAGAAUAAUGAGCUUCUAAUGCAGAACCAUCAAUCUCGUCCAACUGGAUCUGCACCAUUCCAUGAAGUGAAUGCUGCCUUGGCACCAUCUCAUGAGGCAUAUGCUACCUCAUCACAUGGCGACCGUCGUUGA
Molecule: messenger RNA, 660 nt
Organism: Prunus avium (sweet cherry)
Lineage: Eukaryota; Viridiplantae; Streptophyta; Magnoliopsida; Rosales; Rosaceae
Source: RefSeq, a predicted model, not a curated record